CUCGAUCAUUCGUGAUUGUCAUGGACAUCUUGUGCACCAGCAUCUACAUCAUCAAUAUAGAGCCCUGCACUGAUCAAGCUGCUCGGAGCUCAACGCGGGAGCGCCCCUCCCCCAGCCUCCCCCCGCAUCGAGCUUCGUUCGACUUUCACUCUGCGCGGAGGCCCUUCCUUUGAAGCACGAGAUGAUGGGCACGGACGCAGAGCCCACUGUUGGACAGGACGCUUCGAGCGUCUCGGCGUUGCUUGAAGUGGAGCCAUCGGAGGCCGCAAACGCCUCGCAGCGCGGAGGAAGUGAUGUUGGGACAGCGCAAGUGGAUCAGUCCGGGUCUGUAAGCCAACAACCUCCGCCUCACACUAUCACUGCGCGGCCAGCAGAGAGCAACAACGUGACUGAGGAUGACGCUUCGCAAUCGCUCUUAGAGCUUCCUGGGCCCGUAUUGCCGCCUGCGGAUCAAGCAAAACAUCUUGAACCGAAGCCAUGGGCGCCCAGAUCCUCCACACCUAUGGGUCCUCACGCCGAUUCUUCACCGAAACCUCUACCUGCUGGCCUGGGUGCUCUUUCGCAAGAUAGCGCUGCGAAUGCGCAGUCAGUCGUCGCUGGCUCCGACGCACUCCCAGCGGAAGGAAGUAGAGCUAUUUCAGCCGAGAGCGAGGGGAGGAAACACCCUGCGUCUCAACUUGGCUUGGGGCUGCCGGGCAGAAUCAGCGAGCAUGCAGAGAGUGCUGGAAGCGCAAGUAAGCAGGCAGUGCCGAGGCCAGAUACCUCAUCUGUCCGACAAGCUUCAGAAGAGCCGAAUGAGGCACAGACACCGACGGCCAACCAGUCCACUGCCCUCAACUGGAGGGCCAUGCCGGGUUUUGAGGAGCUCUCAGAGUCUUGGGCGGCGGGCGCUUCUGCAGAGCCAAUAGGUCCUGGAGAACCUAGCACACCACGUCCGAAUCCUAUUCCUCGCCACGUCCACACCCAGACACCCAUUGGGACGCCACAAGAAGAGUCUGUGUCGCUGAUGUCGCCAGAUGAACGACCAGCUGGCUUUCGUAGCUCGAGGCCUGAUCAGAGAUUCCUCCGAAACGAUUCUGGCUUGAGAGCUGGUCCGACAAGCCCCUCGAUGAGAGUGCCGUCGCACGGCCAUGCGGCAGGGCCGGGCAGCGCAUCUACCAGUGCGAGUGGCACAGAUGCAACACGGGUCAGCGCAAGCGGAAGCUUUCGAGAUGCUCUUGGAGCAAGUUCCUUUGGACCUACACCUACAGCAGCCUCUCAGCCUGCUCUGUCAAGACGGCCGUCGAGUGAGGGCAGCGAGACGAGCACAGCGAGCGGCGCAAAGGCAGGCUCAAAGACUCUCGAAAGUGUCGGUGCGGACUCAUCCGUUAUCAGCGGCGGCACUGCACAUGAUGAAGAAGCAGAUGCUGGAUCGCCGGAGGAAUCGACAGCGCGAAUUCGAACUCGAGCGAGCGUCGCUAUCGAAAGUCCGGCAGAGUCUUCAUUCGGUACGGCUCGCGAACCUGACGUGCCGGAGCAGACCUUUGUGGAGCACAGCAAUGUCGGUAGCUUGCCUCCGCCGCUCAAGCCGGCGUGGGCUAGAGCUGGAAAGGGUGCCAAGGGGGUAGAUAGAGCUGGUGGUGACAUGUUUACUCCGCUCAAGCUUCAGAGCAUGUGGAGAACGCCUACUCCUGAACCUCGGCCUAGUGGCUCUACCGAUCAGCUUGCCGAAGCUGGGCCAAGCCGACAAACGAGUGCGAGCCCCUCUAUCAGGCCUGCUCCUGCUUUGGGGCAGGAUCGCAGUGCCGAAAGCAACGAAACAGCGUCGGUAUCUGCUCAAGCGCCUGCUGCAGAAGCAUCUGCACAAGCGCGGCGGAUUGCGCCUGGCAGCACGCCCCGCCCCCCAAGUGCACGAUUUACCUUCAAGUCACCUGAAGAGGUCAUUGCGCCGGACUUUCAUCAGCCCCAAACGCCUUUCACACCACGGCAUCGGCGAGGCACGCUCCAUGUCACGCCAGGGACCAGGGCGACUCCUAGGACGCCUAGAAUUCCUCGUACACCCAAUGUGCCGCUUAGAAUAUUUCGGACUGGCAGGACGCCGCCAUAUUCCGCUCGGCCUGCACCAACAUCCACGAGACCGGAUCGACCACUUGCUCGAUCUUACAACGGCAGGGCUGCCGGGCAAGAUAGCCCGAGAGAAGCAUCCAGGUUGGCAGCGGACGCUGCAGAGCGUCGUAGAAAGGAAAGAGACCAGAAACGCCUGAGACUGCUGGCUCCUCCUAGUCCAGGUUCUUCUAAAGGCAGCGAUGCUUCACCCACUGAACAGGAACACGUCGAAGGUCAAGAGGAGCCUGCCUUCAAGCCGACACUUUCGACGGCUGAGCCCGAAGAGGAGGAGCUGACACAUAUCUCGCGCUCGGCUGAACGAGAAAUGAAGCCUUCUAGACGAGACUAUGCGCAGGAAGGGACGGAAUUUUUGGCUCGAUUGCAAAACGUGCGAUUGGCGAGCGAAGCGACGAGCCGGUCGAUGAGCGGCGAAUCCGCCACUGAUGCUAUUGUGCCUGAUACGGAAGGCGGAUGGGCAGACGAAGACGAACAAGGAGACGCGGCGGCGCGGAUACCCCGAAGAUCGUCGAUCCGAUCGAUGAGCGGUUCUACGCACGCUUCGCUGCGAGCGGGCGCGCAAGCUCCGACGCCCACACAUGGCAUGUACAACGGCAGCCCUCUUCGAAUAUCUCAAAAGAGGAUCCCUUCAGCUCCUUCGUCGACAUCUUUGGGGGGAAGAAGUGGACGCGUGGACGAGUCGCCGAGAAGAAUGCUGAGGAGAUUUUCUGCUAUAGAUCGGGCUUAUCAAGAGUAUGAGGCAGAGAGCAUGGAGAGGAGCUUUGAAGCUGCGGAGAGACUUCAAAGAGAAGAGGAGGAUGAGCGAAGAGCGGACGAGGAGUUCAGGAGACUUGAAGCAAAAAAGUACGCUAGAGGAUUGGCUAGGGUCAGAGGUCGUCCCAGCGACUCGCAAGCUCCACCAAUAGACACAAGCGACGCUGCUGCAGGCAUCUUUGACGCAUCCCUACAAGCUCACCAGGAAGAAGUCUUCCCUGCCGGUUCGACACAUGAGCCAUCAAAGGCGUCACGAGCCAGUGUGAUUGAGGCACCUCGACUCGACUCUCUCACUCCGGUCGACUCGGCCGAUCCUACUUUGAUACGCAAGUCUUCGCUCGUCCACAUUGGCCCUGAAGCCCUGCCCAGCAAUAUCGACGAGCUCGGAGGGGGGCGCAUGAUCUUCGAUGCUGCGUCUCAAAAGUGGAUCAAGAAGAGGUCCGGCGGUCUGCAAGACCCCAUCGUUGAGAGCGAAGGUCGCCUCAUUGCUGGGUUGCCAAGUUCUGCCCACAUUGGGAAAUCCCGUCAAGAUGCCCAAAGCUUUCAUCCGACUGCGGAGAUUGAGCGAAAUGCUUUGGGAAGCGCCAGUGCUGCGAUGUCAGGUGUGGACUCUACCGACCCUUUCCGCGACAUUGAAAGCUUCGGGACGAGCGAUGAACCCUCCCUGGCAAAUUUGGCCGAGCAAGCUUCAUCGUCUGCCCGCCCCAACAGCUCGUCUUUCGAAGUCAGUUCGAGUCGUAUCGAUUCGGCUGCAACGCCUCGAGACUCGAGCGGCGCAGCAUUUAAAAAACCCGUUCAUCUUGCCAGUACAUCUCGUAGAAGGGGCGGCUUUGCGCGGCGGAGUGCUGCAGCUAGCGCCGUGGCGCGCUCUCGAUCUGCUUUACGCAACGAGAUCGAUCUCUUCAGUGACGGAGACUCGACGCAGCGGAGUCACAGCAGCACUGCUCCUGAUCUCGGGUCCGACCGCACCCACGCUGCCUACUCUGGAAGCGACCCCGCCCUUCGAGGCCCCUCUCAUUCUCAAGAUCGCCAGUCCGCCCUCGACGCAUUGAUGGGGAGCCCAGCUACGCCGCCUGGCGAGUCUUCUGCUCAACGCAGCUCUUCUACGCCGCAACGGUCACCUAUAAAUCCCGCUCAGGUCCCUCGCUCGAUCUUGAAAGCUCGCACCGGCUUCGUUGACACCCCAGAGCGUCAACUGGCACGAUCUGACGCUCGCUCAAUCAGCUUCGCUGAUACUCCGGACAGGGAACAAACGCUCUCCCCCGAGUCUGUGCGGAACAAAUCUUCGACCGUAGAUCCGCGCCAGUCGAGUGGCGACAUGAGUCGGGCAAGUGCAGAGCGCCAGAGUCAUCUUGAGGAAGUCUUGCGCCAGAUCGUCGAUCUAGCGCUAGGCGCUGAAAACGAGCCAAGAAACUACCCGUCACCCGCUAGCCGAACACGCGCAUUCGCAGACGAGACGGACGCCGAUGCGUGGCAAGACGUGACUCCGACGCGCACCGCGCCCAAGGCGUUCCAGCACGACAGCGCCGGCUUGGCUUCUGGUGGACGCUCACCUUGGAACAUCACGGCGCUUCGACAACGUCGAGGUAGAGGAGAUGAUGAUGGAGAGAUGAGCUUUUUGACGAAUGCUAGCUUUGCCAUGGCACACGACCGCAUCGUGGAGCUCAUUGUAGACGUUGCACCUUGGCACGAAGGCUGGAAGGAUAUGCUCGAGAUUGAUCUGUCGGGCAGACGAGUAGAUAGUAUCGUUCGACUGAAAGAGCACCUUCCCAGCCUGCAGAUCGCACAUCUUCAUCAUAAUGAGUUGUCGUACCUGACCGGGCUGCCCGAGAAUUUACGGGAAUUGCAUGCUAGCCAUAACAGCAUUCCGCCGACCAUCUCUUUCAGCCAUCUUCCACUCCUCAGCGUGCUUGAUAUCAGUCAUAAUGCGAUAGGCUCGCUUGCGGCGUUGUCCGGAUUGAUCCAUCUGCGUGACCUUCGAGCCGACGCCACAGGUGUCGAUAGUAUCGAAGGUAUCGAGCAUCUCGAGGGCCUCAAAGUGCUCAGCUUGAGGCAGAACGCACUCUCGGCCCUCAAUCUGCUGGAAGUCAAAUGGAGGAAACUAGAAAAGCUCAACCUGAGGCACAACGGAUUGCGCUCGGUCCGCGGUCUCGCCACCAACGACAGACUCAGGAGCGUGGAUCUCUGCCACAAUCAGCUCUCAUACUUGGAGCUUGGCGGCCAAAUGUCGCACCUCCGAGCCCUCAAAGUCAGCCACAAUGCUGCGCUGGAGGACUUGGACGUCAGUCUUGCCCCGAACUUACGCGCUCUUUACGCAGACGGCUGUGCUUUGCAUCGAGUCCAAGGACUUGCAUCACUGACAAAGCUUGAUGAGCUUAGUCUGCGGCAGCAGCUUGCAAGGAAGGGGUUGCUUUGGCCGGCGGAUGAAGUGCCCGACAUUCGCCGACUGCAUCUAUCCGGCAAUGCUUUCCCAGCAGGCAUUCAAAGCAGUGUACAGCUACUCAAUUUGGUCUUUUUGGAGCUUGCCGGCUGUCAGCUCACGUCCGUGCCGCCUGACCUACCGAAGCGCGCGCCCAACAUGCGUCAUCUGAACCUGGAUCACAACUUGUUGUCGAAGCUUCCUGCGCUACAGCCUAUGCGGCGACUCAAGCGUCUGAGUCUUGUGGGAUGCCGUAUCAAGCGCCCAACCAGCUUGAUUGACGCGCUCGCUGGCAUGCGAGAGCUGAGUGUCCUCGACUUGCGUCUAAAUCCGUGCACCCUGGGCUUGUAUCCGCCGCUUCUACUCAGUAGUGCCACACCGGUCAUAUCCGACGAGGCUGCGCUCGAGCGCAGCCCUCGACCGCCUGCUUCGAUGCCACCGUUUCCUGAUCCAGGCGUCGUCCAACCUGAUCGCGCGGCGGCCGUCUUGCGCGAGGCCAAGCGAGCGGAACGAGCGGCGCAAGAACAGAUCGAGAAGUCGGUGUUUCACAAGCGUCAGCCCGGGCCACAAUUGGAUGCACCUCGCGGCAAACGCUGGUCGGAUGAUGAGCAAGAUGAGACAGAAGUCAGUCAUGGCCUCAGUACAAUCAGCUCCAAGCACGAUGUGGGACUCGAUGCCCAGCAGAAGAUGAUGGCAGCUGCCGACGCGCGCUUUGCGCAGACUCUUCCCCCUACCUUUGCUUAUCGAAGGUUGAUGCACCGAGGUAGUCUUGCCAUGGCGUGCCCUGCACUUGCAUGGCUGGACGGUCUCCUCGUGGAUGAGGCCGAAGUGGUCAAGGCGGACGAGCUCUUGAGCGCUAGUCCACCGUUCGCCAGCGGUGCCUUCCUCUCCUCCUCCCCUCGCACUUGAGACUGAGAUAGAUGUCAGUCGCCGCGGUGUUUGCCGCGAGAUACGCAGUCAUCGCUCUUUCCAUUUCCGAUCGCAGUGCUACAUGAUGUCCAAACACAUACUUUCGAGACGCCACUAAUCAACGACGCUGUAAUAGUAAGCACUGCAAUGUACCAAGAGCCUGCUGCAUCUCACUCAAAUCAC
Ceraceosorus guamensis is the source of this 6367-nucleotide messenger RNA. RefSeq lists its product as hypothetical. The coding region runs from base 182 to 6184 and encodes 2000 amino acids. The transcript has 4 exons. Lineage: Eukaryota; Fungi; Basidiomycota; Exobasidiomycetes; Ceraceosorales; Ceraceosoraceae. Gene Ontology annotation, molecular function: protein binding. The record is from RefSeq and is a predicted model, not a curated record.